GGCACCACAAAAUUACUAGGAGCUAAUUUGAAUAGUUUGGAUUUCGGAGUGGAGGCAGGCUUAACCCGCGGUAGAACUGCAUCAACGUUUGGAGAGUCAAGCACAGUAUUUGUAUCUGUUAUCCAUCCAUCCCAUCUGUCAGUGUGCUCCAUAGUGGUUGAACACCAUGGCUCUGAACAUCCCCGGUGUGGUCGCAAUGGUGCUGUUCUACCUCCUGAUUCUGGGGACAGGACUAUGGGCCGCCCGAAAGUCCAGGAAGGCUGAGAGAAAGAGUCAUGGAGACAGGACUGAAGUGGUGCUCCUUGGAGACAGGAAUAUAGGCUUGCUGGUUGGGAUUUUCACCAUGACUGCUACGUGGGUCGGCGGUGGCUUCAUCCUGGGUCUGGCUGAGGCAGUUUACACUCCUAAACUGGGCCUGAUAUGGGCGCUGAUGCCCAUACAAUACUCAUUAUCCUUCAUAAUAGGUGGUCUUUUCUUUGCCAAGCCAAUGAGGGACAAGAAGUAUAUCACCAUGAUGGACCCGUUCCAGAUUAAGUAUGGCAAAGUACUGAGUGGUGCUCUAGUGCUGCCCGCUCUGCUGGGGGAUGUGCUGUGGGUGUCCUGCACUCUGCUUGGCUUAGGAGUGACUGUGACUGUGAUACUGGACAUGCCCUAUGUCUAUUCAGUCUGGAUCUCAGCAGUUAUAGCCAUUAUCUACACUUUAUUAGGAGGCCUAUAUUCAGUGGCCUACACUGACGUCAUCCAGCUCGCUCUAGCUUUCCUCAGUUUGUGGUUGUGUGUCCCCUUCCUGCUCCUCAACCCCAUAUCUACAAACAUCGCCCAGACUGCUUUCAACCACACGUUCCAAGUACCGUGGAUCGGCACUCUGGAGAUGGACGAAAUGUGGAACUGGAUUGACGACUUCUUAAUGCUUGGUCUUGGUAGUAUAGCAUUUCAGAGCUUCCACCAGAGGACGCUGUCUGCCUCCUCACCACAAACAGCCCAGUUAACCUGCUAUGCUGCUGCAAUUGUCAUUGUCAUACUGGGAAUCCCGCCUAUCUUGGUUGGAGCUGUCGCUGCCUCCACAGACUGGAACCAGACUCUGUACGGUUCUCCAUCUCCUUACGAGCGCGGGGAGAAUACCUUUAUCCUGCCCCUGGCCUUACAAAACCUCACUCCAUCUUACAUCUCGAUCAUUGGAAUCGGAGCUGUGGCCGCCGCUGUCAUGUCAUCUACAGACUCGGCCCUGUUGUCUGCAACGUCUGUUUUCUCUUCAAACAUCUACAAGAACAUCCUGCAUCAACAGGCUUCAGACUAUGAAAUGCAAUGGGUGAUCCGCAUCACGGUGGUGGUCGUGGGUCUGCUUGGGACAACUAUAACCUUCUUUACCAACAGCACCUUGAUCCUGUGGCUUCUCGGAGCAGACGUCAACUACAGCCUGAUAUUUCCCCAUUUAGUCUCUGUGCUCUUCUUUGAAGUGACUAAUGGUUACGGUGCGCUGGCAGGUUACAUCAUAGGGCUGCCUUUGAGGAUUUUGUUGGGAGAGAACACUAUAGGUCUUCCUGUUGUUCUGCAUCUUCCUGGUUGCACAUUCAAAGAUGGUGUCUUUGUCCAAAAAUCUCCCGUCCGGACAGUCACCAUGGUCUGCACUUUGGUAGCCAUCCUAGUUUUUUCUUCACUGGCUGUGUUCAUGUUCAACCACAACCUGUUGCCUGAGGGGUGGGAUGUUUUUAAAGUGAAACGUAAUGUAUCUGUUGCACCAGCAGAUGCCGUCACACAGAAUCCUGAAAGUGACGCUGAGCUUGACGAGAACGAGCAAGGAGUUGCCUUACAGCCAAUGUUGCAGACUGAAUCGUAACCCUUUCUUUCCUCUUGUGAGGUUGUCUGCCCUUUUGUGAGGUUGUCUGCCUGAAUGUGUAUUAAGAUGUUCAUUAAUUAAAUAUGAAUAUAUAGAAUAUAUUCUAUAUAAGAUAAUAUAAGAAAUCACAAGUAGAAUUUGCCUUUAUUUUAAGCUCUUUCCCAAUCUUUCUCAAAAUCAUUCAAAAUAAAAAACAGAUAUCACACUUUCAAGAGUUAUCAGGUGACAAAAUGAAUGUAUAGUAUAGUAUUCUUACACAUUAUUCAUUAGAUUAAAAACCCCUUGUGGCAUCUACCCAUGCAGAUAGUAAGCUGGAUUUUGAGAUAUCAGACUGUGAGAUAUCUGUUGCAACCCAAAUACAGCGGAGAUGUUAUAUUUCUUUUCUGCUUUUUAAAGCACUGAGCAUUUAUUUAAAAGCUCACUCACUGAGUCAUUCGCUUUGAUCAGUUUUAUUGUAACCAAGAAAUGAACAUUGCUUGAUUAUCAAAUGUAAAUUUUAGCUGCACAACCAGUGUCAUACACCUCCUUGUUGUUUUUUUUUGUUUGUGUGUUAUGUUUUUUUUUUGGUUGUUUUCUGUGAUUUGGGUUAACUUUUGGAUUUAGAAUCAAAAUCUGAACUUCUCACAUGACUUUGCUCUCACCUUAAUGGCUUGACUGACACAUGGAUGCCAUUUAUUUGAAAGGUGAUUAAAUGUUAUUCUACAAAUAAAUUCUGUCCUUUUGCUUGUCUAGAAAAGUGGUCAUUGGGCCUCGGAAAGGUUUAAAUUGAGUGUUACAGCCCCAGUGCUGUGGGUGCGUUUUGUGUUGUGUUCUGUUUCUUCUAUUCAGGUGCUGCCCUGGUACUGCCCCCUCCUCCUUACCAGUGUGUGAAGUGCCACACCUGAGUCUACUUGUCACUUAGGCCGAGUGUUAUAAGGUGCUGCUGAUGCCAGUGGGCUGCAGCGGAUGUGAUAUGUAGGAGCCAGAGAGCCUGAGCUAUGGCCUGCAGUUUUCUUAAGACAACAGCCAUCUUGGUUGAUCAGUGUUUUGUGUUUUUUGUUGGUGUAAAUAAAGCAGUUUUUUAAUUAA
This is a messenger RNA of Acanthopagrus latus (yellowfin seabream), 2905 nucleotides long. Its product is annotated as high-affinity choline transporter 1-like. Gene Ontology annotation, cellular component: plasma membrane. The transcript is spliced from 9 exons. Gene Ontology annotation, molecular function: choline:sodium symporter activity. The coding region runs from base 167 to 1837 and encodes 556 amino acids. The record is from RefSeq and is a predicted model, not a curated record. NCBI's taxonomy places the organism in Eukaryota, Metazoa, Chordata, Actinopteri, Spariformes, Sparidae. Gene Ontology annotation, biological process: choline transport; acetylcholine biosynthetic process; transmembrane transport.